CUGAACCACAGACCUAUUGGGUCUAGCCUCGGCGGGCUCUUCAGCUCCGCAGCUCUCGCGAGUCGUGGAUGAUGUCCAGCCCUGGAGUAUUGCAGUCUUUCUUGAUUGUCGUCAUCGUCAAUGAUACUUCCGCACGAUAUAACGACAACUUCAAUUUCCACUCACAAACAUGGCUUAUACAACACGGGCAGCUGCUCGAUUACCAGGGACUUCACGGAUCAUCGUCAAACCACGACAAUCAAUCGCAUUGCCUUCACAGGUUCGACAUGCCUCAACAAGGUACAGCUGCAACCUCGACGACGCUGGAAGCCGUACAUCCAAUGCAUCCACCACGCGUUUGAAUGCGCGAGCGAACUACCUUGCGUGGGAAGAGAAGCGACAGUAUCACCUGCGCAGGAUGCGAUUUGCCGGAAUGGGCCUUUUCAUGAGCAUUGCUGCCACAUUCAUGUUGCUAUACAAUAUCGACCUGGAUAAACUUGAACAAUCAGCUGCGAAGAAACGUGCCGGGCAGCAGUUGGAUGCUUCCAGCGAGGCCAAUGAGCAAUUUCAGGGCAAAAAGGUUCACGUCAUCGGUGCAGGCGAAGGGAAGCGAAUCGUAGCCCAUGGGAAGGGCGGAGAUAUCGAACUCAUCGAGACCGGUACCAGCAGUGUGCCUCACUUUCCACGCACAAUUAGUCUCCCAGUGUCGUCAGUCGACCCUUCUACGCAGCCAGCGGCAGGUCCAGCCUCCGGACCUAUCGGUGCCCAAGAAGAAUAUACACUGAUCGGCUUGGGCAUCAGGAGCGUAUCGUUCCUCAGCAUCCAGGUUUAUGUUGUUGGAAUGUACAUCCGUUCGAGUGAUAUCAGCUCUCUUCAGGAGAAAUUAAUUCACAACGUUAAUGGACAGGCAUCCACCUUAAUUCCCUCCGAGAAGGAAAAGCUACGAGAGGUGCUGUUAGACCCUGGCCAGAGCCGGGAGAUUUGGAAUGAUCUCCUACAGGUGCCAGGACUAAAGACUGCUUGGAGGAUUGCGCCAACCCGGAACACGGACUUUGGGCAUCUCCGUGAUGGGUGGAUCACUGGGAUCAGCAAUCGCACACGAGAAGCACGUAGCGCUGCAAAGGGCGCCGAAACAGAAUAUGAUGCCGAGGAUUUUGGCAAAGCUGUUGGCGAUUUCAAGAGUAUUUUCACAGGCGGCAAGGCACCAAAGGGAUCAGUUAUGAUUCUCGCCCGCGACACCACUGGAGACCUUGAUGUGUGGUUUCAGGCCAAGCCGGAUGGAGCUGGUCCAGAGAAGGCUGUACAGAAGCUCGGCACUGUCACGGACGAGAGAAUCUCACGCCUCAUCUGGUUGGGAUAUCUUGGUGGUGAGAAAGUCAGUUCAGAGGCUGCACGCAAGGGAAUUGUAGAGGGUUGUGUGGGAUUUGCUUCGAGACCAAUCGGCAGCGUUGAAACGAUGGUAACGUAAACUCGCCAAAAAAGCUCUUGGGUGUAUUUGUAUCAGAAGUUCUCGACGUUGUGGUGAUAUUUAUCACCCAUCUAUUUAAAUGUAUAAGAACAAGUCAUCAUUCGCUCCG
This is a messenger RNA of Dissoconium aciculare CBS 342.82, 1556 nucleotides long. RefSeq lists its product as uncharacterized. Bases 170 to 1447 code for a protein of 425 amino acids. The transcript has a single exon. Lineage: Eukaryota; Fungi; Ascomycota; Dothideomycetes; Mycosphaerellales; Dissoconiaceae. The record is from RefSeq and is a predicted model, not a curated record. Gene Ontology annotation, molecular function: intramolecular lyase activity.